GUCUCGGGCGGGCUGAGCGCGGCGGGGCCCGCCUGCCGAGCGGGGAAACCGGAACCGGAGCGGGCGGUGCGGGCCGUGGCGGCGGAGGCCUGUCCCUCCCUCCGUCCGUCCCUCCGUCCGUCCCUCCGUCCCUCCCUCCCUCCUCCCAGGGCGGUCGCGGGCCGGCGGGGCCCGGCCGGGAGCGCGCGGGAUGGGCAGGUGCUGCUUCUACACGGUCGGGACCCUGUCCCUGCUCCUGCUGGUGACCAGCAUCGCGCUGCUGGUGGCCCGGGUCUUCCAGAAGGCCGUGGACCAGACCAUCGAGAAGAACAUUGUGUUACGGAAUGGUUCCGAGACCUUUGACUCCUGGAAGAAGCCCCCCCUGCCUGUGUAUGCCCAGUUCUAUUUCUUCAAUGUCACCAAUCCAGAGGAGAUCCUCCGAGGGGAGAUCCCUCGGUUAGAAGAAGUGGGGCCAUAUACCUACAGGGAACUUAGAGACAAAGCAGACAUUCAGUUUGGAGAUAAUGGAACAACCAUAUCAGCUGUUAGCAACAAGGCCUAUGUUUUUGAACGAAAUCAAUCUGUUGGAGACCCUAAAACUGACUUAAUUAGAACAUUAAAUAUUCCUGCAGUGACUGCCAUGGAAUGGGCCCAUCUUCACUUCUUUCGGGAGCUCAUCGAGGCGCUGUUGAAGGCCUAUCAGCAGACGCUCUUUGUGACACACACCGUGGAUGAAUUGCUCUGGGGCUACAAAGAUGAGAUCUUGUCCCUCAUCAACGUUUUCAAACCAGAGAUCUCUCCCUAUUUUGGCCUGUACUAUGGGAAAAAUGGGACUAAUGAUGGAGACUAUGUUUUUCUAACCGGAGAAGACAAUUACCUUAACUUUUCAAAGAUUGUGGAGUGGAAUGGAAAAACGUCGCUUGACUGGUGGACAACAGACAAAUGCAAUAUGAUUAAUGGAACAGAUGGAGAUUCUUUUCACCCGUUGAUAGACAAAGACGAAAUUCUUUAUGUCUUCCCAUCUGAAUUUUGCAGAUCAGUGUAUAUAACUUUCAGUGACUUCAAGAGUGUGCAGGGACUGCCUGCCUUUCGGUAUAAAGUGCCUGGAGAAGUAUUAGCCAAUACCUCAGACAAUGCCGGCUUCUGUGUGCCUAAGGGAAACUGCCUGGGCUCAGGAGUUUUGAAUAUCAGCAUCUGCAAGAAUGGUGCACCCAUUAUUAUAUCUUUCCCACACUUCUACGAAGCCGACAAGAAGUUUGUUUCUGCCAUAGACGGGAUGCGUCCAAAUAAGGACUACCAUGAGACCUUUGUGGACAUUAAUCCAUUGACAGGAAUUAUCCUAAGAGCCGCCAAGAGGUUCCAGAUCAAUGUUUAUGUCAAAAAGUUAGACGACUUCAUUGAAACAGGAAACAUUAGAACCAUGGUUUUCCCAGUGAUGUAUAUCAAUGAGAGUGUUCUCAUUGAUAAAGAUACUGCAAGUCGACUAAAGUCUGUGAUUAACACUACUUUGAUCAUCACCAACAUACCCUACAUUGUCAUGGCGCUGGGUGUGUUUUUUGGUUUGAUCUUCACUUGGCUUGCAUGCAGAGGACAGGGAUCCAUGGAUGAGUCUCAGGGAACUCCGGAUGAAAGAGCACCCCUCAUACGAACCUAACCUAACGGAGGCCCGAGCUUGGUGAAGGAGCCCUGUGACUGUCCUGACAGGGACCCAACAUGAGGAAACUAUCCACGUCUUCACAGGAAUGUUGCCUGUUGUAGUGAGGAGGGAGGAGACCCUGUGCUGGCAAAUGACCAGAGCAUUGUGGCAGGAGGUUAAAUAAUGGACUGACAUGGUUGCCUGUUAGGCUUUAUAAAAUUGUUUUGUUUUCCAUGUGUCUAGCAAGUAUUUAAUAAACUCUUGUAAUUUUUUUGUUAUCAGGUGCUGGUAGCUCCAGAAUUUUGUGACAACUGUUGUGGUUAAAAUGUAUCUGUAUCGCUUGUUAACGUUCCCUGGUCUAACCUUACUCAGUAAGCUUUAUUCACCAAACUUUGUGCUCAAAAUAUAUCAAUACUAUUUUAUGUUCAUUUCACCCCCAAAAGAGAAGUAAAUAAGAGUUCGGAACCCAGGGUAAAAUGGUAGCCUCAUUCAAUACAUCAUUAAAAUGCAUCUUAUUUCCUCUUUAAAAAACGUGAUUUAUUGUAUUUCAUGCUAAUCUUCAGUUCAGAAUUCCUCCAGGAAAAUAAUUCAAUCUUUUGACUACUUUCACACUGGCUGCAAACCAAGCAGGGAAAGGGUAGGGUGAGGGGAGGUUAUGCAGUGGAGCAGUACCCUGGAGUUGAGAGUGAUAAACCCCUGAGGCUUUUGUAUUUGUACUUUUGUGAAUUUAGAGAAUGCAAAAAUAAUGUUGGUGAGGACAUUCUUCUCAUAAAGAGUAGAAGUAAAUGCUGGUUGUGAAUUUGUGGGUAGCCUGGAUUUUCUUUUUCUUUUUUUUUUUUCUUUUUUAGUUUAAUGAUCCUAAUGUGGAAAGGUGCUUCUGGGAGGUGCUUCUGGCAGGUGUCUAAUAUUUUCCCCCAGUCACCCUUGCCAAAUAUGAUACUCUAUUAAGUACAAUAUUAUUGAGUGAUUCUUUGUGCAGUUAUUUAUGAGUAUGGGAGAUCUCUCCAUAUCUAGCUCAGUGUUUUUCCUUCCUCAGAUCUGGUGCCUUCCAGUUCUAUGGCUCACUGUCACUCACUGAAUAGAGAAACACGUGCCUUGCACUUCCUGCAAUAGUCAUCUUGCUGACAGAAUGAAAGAUGGUGUUUUAAAAUAUUGCACAGGAAAUGCUUUAAAGAAAGGUCCCUGGGCACCCAGGAGCAGAACUCUCUCUCUCCUCAGAAGACCUCGUGGUUUGCAGUGCCACCUAAAUCAAAGGGUUAGGAACCAUCAUAUGUUACAAGUUCAAGCAUAUUUAAGGGAAUUUUCUUCCUCCUCAAAGCUCACUAUUCAUUUUUGAUUGAGAAACUUAUACAGUUAUCCAGCAAAGUGCACAUAGAAUUUCUUAACAACUGAAUCAUUUUAUAGGAUUUUCUGUCUAAAACUGGAUUUCAGUGUAAGCAAGUGAAAAAAAGCAAGCCAUGGAUUUCACAAAUAUAGCUUCUGAUUCCUCUAUGGAGGCAAUAAAUCCCAUUGCCCUAAUUUCUUUCUCUCUACACUAAAGCAGGAUGUGACAUGUUCCCUUCCUGAAGGGGCAAUUCAUUGACUCCCAACUUCUCUAUAAAUUAAGAGAACUUAUAGAUAUCCCAAAUCACCAAAAUGUGAAAAACUAAAUCGAGAAUAUCUUCAAUAACACCAAAUAUCUAGAUUCUUUAAAUUUCUCAAUAUUAAACUAUAUAAUUGGCACACCUUCUUCUUUUGUGCAUCCACUUACCCACACCAAUAAAACUGGUAAACCAGUGCGUAUUCAUUGUUUCACCCUAUUAUCAGAGUAUAGUCAUCUGUGAGGAGGAAAUUUUUAAAUACUAUGAAUGAUAACAGUUGAUUUACACUUUAGAUUGAAUUCCACACAGGCAAGGGAGACCAAAAAUAUAUUACCGCCAUGUGAUUCUUAAUAGUUAUUUGGCUUGGAAUCCCCUUUGAUAUUCUUUCUGAAAAAUCUGUGGCAAGCCCAAAAGCUGCAGUCAAGAUUAUAGAUUGGUUAAGAAGAAUGAAUGUGCCUAUUGGCUUUAGGUUGAAAAUAACAAACUAUUCCUCAUGCAUUAUCCUGGAAAGGCCCCCAAAGUCUUUGUGAUUCUCAUAAUCACAGAAUAUGUGUGUCCUGUACUAUGAUACUCCACUUAGGGAAAAACCAGAGGGAGGCUUACCUUGCUUCUCUCAGAGAAAAUUGAGAGUUAAGCACAGGACAGCAAAUGGGCUUUGCCACUUUUAGCUCAAGGCUUUUCCUCCUGGACUUUAUUUCCUCAUGCUCUAGAAAGAUUGCUAAUGGUCAAGUGGAACAAGUACUAUAUGACUAACCCCUAUUGGGGUUUUUACUUAAGGUAGGCUUUUUUUUUUUUUUUUUUAAAGAUUUUAUUUAUUUACUCAUGAGAGACACAGAGAAAGAGAGGCAGAGACACAGGCAGAGGGAGAAGCAGGCUCCAUGCAGGGAGCCACAUGCCGGACUCCAUCCCGGGUCUCCAGGAUCACACCCUGGGCUGAAGGCGGCGCUAAACCGCUGAGCCACCUGGGCUGCCCCAGUAGGGUCUUUUUUUAAUUUAAAUUGCUUGAGAUUUGAGUUCUGCAGAAGGUGACCUUCACACUUGGCCCUCUGGGCAUUAUUAGUGGACUUAAUUGCUCAUGGCUAUUAAACAGAAUAUUGAGCAGAAUGUUCUUACUGUAGCUUAAAUAGUUGGUUCAUUUCAUGUGAUUCUUGACGUGUUUACUUCUAUCCUUAAUGCAAUGGAGUAUUUCGCUAAUAAAACUAUUUAUAUGAAAUUG
Canis lupus familiaris (dog) is the source of this 4411-nucleotide messenger RNA. RefSeq names its product scavenger receptor class B member 2 (gene SCARB2). Gene Ontology annotation, biological process: receptor-mediated endocytosis; protein targeting to lysosome. Gene Ontology annotation, molecular function: scavenger receptor activity. The record is from RefSeq and is a predicted model, not a curated record. Lineage: Eukaryota; Metazoa; Chordata; Mammalia; Carnivora; Canidae. The transcript has 12 exons. Gene Ontology annotation, cellular component: membrane; lysosome; cytoplasm. The coding region runs from base 191 to 1633 and encodes 480 amino acids.